AACCUUUAAAUGGCAAGAAGAAGAAGAAAGCUUGUGUUGUUGUUACGGUGGUCUAGUCCGUACCGGAUCAUUGCCCCUCUUCUGAAAUCUGAUCGUGGCCAUUAAAGCUUCUCUCCUUUUUUGUUUUUGCCUUCACUAUAACACCUCAACAACACAGAGCUUUGUUGCUUUUCCUGAGAAAUCUGGGAAAUUUUCUCUCCAAAUCUAACAGUAAUUAGAAACUCUCUCUCUCUCUCUCUCUCUCUGUAGAGUCAUGUCCGAGAGUUGAUCUUGUUGUCCGAAGGAAUGCGAAAGGACUGACCUUUUUGUUUUCUCCUUUUCAUUUUCCCCCGUCUCUCUCUCUUUCUCUCCAAGGUUUGGAAGAAUUUCUUCGAAUUCCCUGUUUUUUCCCCAUCGAAUUUCUCCUUCUAAUGGCGAAAACCUGUCUGAACUCCAACUGAUCUGUGUUAUUUUUCUCUUCACUGUUUCAGGCUUUCUCUUAUUUUCUUCCCCUGUUGCUGCUGCUCUUCCUUUGCUUGUUUCUCGGGAAAAAAAAAGGCAAAAAAACACAAGAAUGGAGCAAGAGAAAAGUUUGGAUCCGCAGCUAUGGCACGCGUGCGCAGGAUCAAUGGUCCAAAUCCCGCCGGUGACCUCCACCGUCUUCUACUUCCCACAGGGCCAUGCCGAACACGCCCACGCGCCGUUGGACUUCCACGCGCCACCGCGCGUGCCUCCCCUCACCCUCUGCCGCGUCGCCGCCGUCAAGUUCCUCGCCGACGCUGAGACCGACGAAGUCUUCGCCAAGAUCACUCUGAUCCCUUUCCCCAACAACACCGCCGACGACCCAGAAAAUGACGCCGUUCCCGACAGCGGCGGAGACGUGAACAAGCCGGCGUCCUUCGCCAAAACGCUAACGCAGUCAGACGCGAACAACGGCGGCGGUUUCUCGGUGCCGCGUUACUGCGCGGAGACGAUAUUCCCGCGUCUGGAUUACACGGCGGAUCCGCCGGUGCAGACGGUGGUGGCGAAGGACAUCCACGGCGAGGUGUGGAAGUUCCGGCAUAUAUACAGAGGCACCCCUCGCCGGCAUCUCCUCACCACCGGCUGGAGCACCUUCGUCAAUCACAAGAAGCUCGUCGCCGGCGACUCCAUCGUCUUCCUCCGAAGCCCCGACUCCGGCGAACUCUGUGAGUAGAGCAAGGGAGGAACGGCGGCGAGACAGCGUGGCGACAGAGGAGAAGGGAGGGUAGUGGCGGAGGCGGUGGAGAGAGCGAGACGUGGGAAGGCGUUCGAGGUGGUGUACUACCCGCGAGCGAGUACGCCGGAGUUCUGCGUGAAGGCGAGUGAGGUGGGAAGGGCGAUGAGUAUAAGGUGGUGCAGUGGGAUGAGGUUCAAGAUGGCGUUCGAGACGGAGGACUCGUCCAGGAUCAGUUGGUUCAUGGGCACUGUCUCCGCCGUUCAGGUCGCCGAUCCCAUCCGCUGGCCCAAUUCCCCUUGGCGCCUCCUUCAGGUGGCGUGGGACGAGCCGGAUUUGCUGCAGAACGUGAAAAGGGUGAGUCCGUGGCUGGUGGAAUUGGUAUCGAACAUGCCUUCGAUCCAUCUCUCCCCCUUCUCCCCUCGCAAGAAGCUCAAGAUUCCUCCUCCCCCUUUCGAUUUCCCCUUCGAAGGCUCCAAAUUCCCGAUGUCGAUUCUCCACAAUGACAACAACAACGCUCCUGCAGGCAUACAGGGAGCCAGGCAUGCUCAUCAUCUGUUCGGACCAUCCUCUUUCUUGUCCGAUCUCAAUCUCAGCUCUUUCUCCGGCAACAACAAGCUCCAGUCCCCGGGCCUGUUUUUCCCCGGUUUCAAGCAGCUUAACCACCCUCAACCGCGGAAUUAUGAUACUACUCCCCUCCCCUGGCUGCAGAGGGAUCCUUCCCCGAGCAUCUCGUGCUCUCUGACGAUGGGGAACCCUGCUUCGGUUCAGGAUAGCAAAACCGGUUCUGGUAAGACCCACCAGUUCUUGCUGUUUGGUCAACCCAUCUUGACCGAACAGCAAGUCCUGAGCCGAAAACGGUCGUUGGAAGGACUGAAUCCAGAGGCCGAGGAGAAGCAUUCUGCUCGUGGCUUAACUUGGAACUGCAGUCUGGAAGGACUCGAGACGGGUCACUGCAAAGUGUUCAUGGAAUCCGAGGAUGUUGGACGAACCCUAGAUCUUUCGGUUAUAGGGUCAUACCAAGAGUUGUACCGGAAACUGGUCGAUAUGUUUGGAAUAGAAGAAAGAUCUGAUCUGUUGAUCCACAUUUUGUACCGGGCUGCAGAUGGUGACGUCAAACGUAUUGGAGACGAACCCUUCAGUGAUUUCAUGAGAACGGCUAAGCGGUUAACGAUCAAGAUGGAUACCGGUGGCGACAAUGUGAGAAAGAACUUGAUAACCGGAAUCGGGAAAGGCGAGAAUGGAAUAGAGGCGUCUAGCAAAACCGGUCCGCUUAGCAUCCUCGCCUGAACCAUACUGACGCAAGCGAUUUAGGGUUUUAACUCAAGAUUUGUUUUUAUAUAUUUUUGUUUUUUUUUUGUAGGGUGAUUUUGUGUUUCCAUCGCCUUGUAAGAAAAAGAAAAUAUUCUCGAGUUUUUAUAAUUUCCUUUUCGAUAUUAA
Molecule: messenger RNA, 2614 nt
Organism: Tarenaya hassleriana
Lineage: Eukaryota; Viridiplantae; Streptophyta; Magnoliopsida; Brassicales; Cleomaceae
Product: auxin response factor 10
Exons: 4
Biological process (GO): regulation of DNA-templated transcription; response to hormone
Cellular component (GO): nucleus
Molecular function (GO): DNA binding; protein binding
Source: RefSeq, a predicted model, not a curated record